AGAUGGUAGUGUACCUAAAUCAGAUGACGCAUAUUUUGUGGUGAAGUGUGUCAAAAGUAAUUUCCUACCUUCAGUUUUUAUUACAGACAAAGAGAGUAGUAAUUUUUGUUUUACAACAACUUGUGAAAAUUUUUGUGCACUAUGUCUUCGAGAAAAAAGGUUCUUCUAAAGGUAAUAAUUCUAGGCGAUAGUGGGGUUGGCAAAACUUCACUUAUGAAUCAGUUUGUCAACAAGAAAUUUUCCAAUCAGUACAAGGCUACCAUAGGCGCAGAUUUUCUCACGAAGGAGGUAAUUGUUGAUGAUAGGAUUGUCACAAUGCAAAUUUGGGAUACAGCAGGUCAAGAGCGUUUUCAAUCAUUGGGGGUGGCCUUCUACCGUGGAGCGGAUUGCUGCGUAUUAGUGUUUGACGUAACGGCCCCUAACACGUUCAAGUCCUUGGAGAGCUGGCGAGAUGAGUUCUUGAUACAAGCAUCGCCUCGUGACCCUGACCAUUUCCCGUUUGUCAUCCUAGGUAAUAAAGUCGAUUUGGAUAAUCGUGCCGUUUCUGCCAAACGUGCUCAGCAGUGGUGUCAGAGUAAAAAUGAUAUACCCUAUUUUGAAACCAGUGCCAAAGAAGCAGUCAAUGUAGAAUUAGCAUUCCAAACCAUUGCUCGUAAUGCAUUGGCACAGGAAACAGAGGCAGAACUGUAUAAUGAGUUUCCAGACCAAAUUAAACUGAAUGCCAAUGAUAACAAUCGCAACAGGGAUGGAGACAACUGUGCUUGCUAGACAUUCAUAUGCAAACUCCAUAUUAUAGCAAUACAUUAAGUGUCCCAUUAUUUUAUAUAAAGUUGAUACAAUAAUUAUUUUUAUCAUAAGCUAUUAUAACUUCAGUACUUGUACCAUUAUGUAAAAAUGUACAGGAUUGAUAAAGACACUCUUAAUUAGCUAAUUAUGAUAUUCAAUAUACUGUUUAUAACCUACCUUGCACUUUAAACAUGUUUGGUUUGACUAUUUUUAAUUUAGAAAUUGCCUAAAAAAUAUCUUGUCUAUUAAUGUUAUAUUGCAUUUCAUUGAUAUCUUUAAACCCAGUGGAAAAGGAUAUAUUAUUCCUAAUUUUCUAUGCAAAAUGUUUAUUUGUUAUGUAAAAUAUUUGCAGCCUUAUAAUUUGUGGAAAUAUUAACACCUGUAUCUCAUCUCUUGUUCACUUACAUUUUUGUCCUCUAAACAUACAUACAAUGAAAAGAUCUGCUGAAGGCAAUAAUUUAAAUAAAGAUUAGUUAAAUUGAAACAAAA
Molecule: messenger RNA, 1275 nt
Organism: Pieris rapae (cabbage white)
Lineage: Eukaryota; Metazoa; Arthropoda; Insecta; Lepidoptera; Pieridae
Gene: Rab7
Product: ras-related protein Rab-7a
Exons: 1
Coding region: 142-768 (208 amino acids)
Biological process (GO): phagosome-lysosome fusion; endosome to lysosome transport
Cellular component (GO): late endosome; lysosome; phagocytic vesicle
Molecular function (GO): GTP binding; GTPase activity
Source: RefSeq, a predicted model, not a curated record